CUCACAGUGGGCAGUUAGAAACCUGAAAAAGCUCACCGUCUCUUUCUUCCAUCUCCAUUAAAACCUUCCUUCACCAACUCCAUCCAUUUAUUCCAACCAGAGAGAGAGAGAGAGAAUGGCCAGUGAAGAUCCGGAGAACAGAGGAGAUAAAAGCAGAGGUAGUAAUAAUGGUUACUCAACAUCAUCCUCAUAUCCAAUAGAAGAAUCAGAGACCCAAUGGACAUCUUGGUUGGUGCCCAUGUUUGUAGUGUUCAAUAUCGCCAUGCUUAUUGUGGUCAUGUACGUCAACGAUUGUCCCAAAAAUAAUUCUGGGUUGUAUGGAAACUGUGUAGCCAGGUUUCUUGGACGCUUCUCAUUCCAGCCUUUGAAAGAGAAUCCUCUCUUUGGCGCCUCUUCUUCCACAUUGAAGAAGUUGGGAGCUCUUGAGUGGGAUAAAGUGGUUCAAAGGCAUCAAGGAUGGAGGCUUGUCACUUGUAUGUGGCUGCACGCUGGUGUCAUUCAUCUGCUUGUGAACAUGCUCAGUUUGGUCUUUAUCGGAAUUCGCUUAGAGCAGCAAUUCGGCUUUGUGCGAAUCGGAAUUGUCUACCUCUUAUCUGGCUUUGGAGGGAGCAUACUUUCUUCUCUAUUUAUUCAAAAUAACAUUUCUGUGGGCGCCUCUGGUGCUCUUUUUGGACUUCUUGGAGCAAUGUUGUCAGAACUUCUCACGAAUUGGACUAUUUACACUAACAAGGCUGCAGCUCUGCUUACUCUUUUGGUCAUCGUUGUCAUAAACCUUGGCAUUGGAAUUUUGCCUCGUGUCGAUAAUUUUGCACACAUUGGUGGCUUUUUGACUGGUUUUCUACUUGGCUUUGUUUUGCUGCCUCGUCCUCAGUUUGGAUGGUUGGAGCAGCGAAAUGUUCCUACUAGUACUGUUCCUAUAGUCAAAUCCAAAUACAAGCCUUACCAAUAUGUUUUAUGGCUCAUUUCCCUGGUUUUCCUGAUUGCGGGGUUUGUUGUUGCAUUGGUUAUGCUCUUUCGUGGAGAGAAUGGGAACCAUCAUUGUCGUUGGUGUCAUUACCUCAGUUGUGUUCCUACCUCUAAAUGGGAUUGUGAUGAAAUUAAUUAAGAUACAUUUAUAGCCUUUCUCUUUCAUCAUUCAUGCUUGAAUUUAUAGUUUGCAAGACUCCUGAAUACUAGUGAUGUACAUGUUUAUAUAACUUUUAGUUUGUUUAUAUAUUUGAGCUUGUUUUGUGACAAAAUAAAAAUUACCUAAACAAUUACUUGGCGU
Messenger RNA from Humulus lupulus (European hop), 1267 nucleotides. RefSeq names its product RHOMBOID-like protein 2. Gene Ontology annotation, molecular function: serine-type endopeptidase activity. The record is from RefSeq and is a predicted model, not a curated record. Gene Ontology annotation, cellular component: membrane. The coding region runs from base 116 to 1105 and encodes 329 amino acids. The transcript has 5 exons. Gene Ontology annotation, biological process: proteolysis. NCBI's taxonomy places the organism in Eukaryota, Viridiplantae, Streptophyta, Magnoliopsida, Rosales, Cannabaceae.